AUAUACUACAUUGAAUUAAAACAAUACCAAUAUGUUAAUUUGGAUUCUAGCUCUAACCGUAACAAGCACAGCUGGAUAUUCCUUCUGUCCCCAACGAGUUAACUGUAUUCCCGGAUGUGUCAAGAUAGACGAAAGAGGAUGUAAAGAGUGCGCAUGCGGGGAGCUGAUGUUUCAUCCGGGAGGAUAUUAUGGAAUGACCGGUGGUUUUGGAGGAUCAUUUCCGAGUUUCCGACCUGGAACUUUAGCAGGAGGUAGUCCAUUUGGAUCUAUACAAGGAGCGAGUCACCAGGCAGCCAAGGAAAAGCCCUUAAAGGAGUGUACUGGGACCCUUCUUUGUAUGACGACGUGUCGUGGACAAUAUUCACUAGGGGAUGUGGGCAAUAAUGGUUGCCGUUCGUGCACGUGCCCGCAUCAGGCUUCGUCACACACUUCGUCACAUUCCACGUCACACACCACGUCACACACCGUCCAAACUGUGUCACAUUCAACAGCGCACGUGCAGUACAUACAGGCGACCCAUCACUCGUCCUGUACCGGUACCAAACUAUGUAUGGCCACAUGCCACACUCGAUAUUCACUGGGACCCAAAGGGCGUGACGGCUGCCAGUCUUGCUCUUGCAUGCCAGAACCAACACCAGCACCGACUCCUGCGCCUACCAUAACCUGCAUGCAAACAUACCUAUGUAUGCUUUCCUGUAAAACCGGAUAUACAUUGGGAGAAACCGGAAGUGACGGAUGCCAGACCUGCACAUGCUUACCACCCCCUACAGCCGCGCCGGCUACCCCGGCCCCCAAACCAUUACAGUGCGAACAGACCCUUAACUGUAUGUUAUCAUGUACAUCCGGGUACCAGCUUGGCAACACGAGGCCUGAUGGUUGUCCGGUAUGUAGCUGUAUUCAAACAGUAGCCCAAGUGGUACAGGUGUUUGAAGUGAAAUGUCCAGCGGAACUACACUGUGACGUAUGUUGUAACGUUGGUUACAAGUGUGACAGUAACGGAUGUCCAGUGUGCGAGUGUAUCGCGCCGGCAUCCGUUGGAUCGACAGCAGUCAUGGUGAUACAAAAACCGAUGAAGUGUCCUGCCGCCUUUUCCUGUCAUGCGCCGUGCCACGACGGGUACAAAUGUGGGGAAGAUGGCUGUCCAACAUGUGAAUGCCUCACAAUUGUAACCGUGCAACAAGUCCUGACCCAUCACGAAGAACAUUGCGAUAGUUGUCAAACGCAAACGAGCGGAGCUACAGGUCAGCAACUUGUGGUAGUAGCAAAACCCGUAACUGGCCAACAGACGUGUGACAAUUGUGGAAAUCAUGAGACGGGUUCGAUACACGCGGAAACAGGUUCAGCACAUCAGACCCUGGUCUCACCGUCAACCAGCAACCAGGCAACGUGUCAUGACUGCGAAACGCAUGGAACUAACACAGUGACAGGACCAGGAAGUAACACACACACCUUGAACGUUGGACAACAGACAAGUAACCUAGGAGGGAGUUCAUCACUUGGAGGAUCACCAAGUGGUUCCAACGGUGGUUCACCUUUUGGUGGUUUGAGCAAUGGGAUAUCUAUUGGAAGUUCUAGCGGUGGUUCAUCUUCCAGUUUACCGUUUGUUGGUUCGGGUGGUGGUUCGCCAUUAAGUGGUACAAGCAGUGGUUCAACCUCGAGUGUUUCAGGCGGAAGUUUACCGUUUGUUGGUUCGGGUGGUGGUUCGCCAUUAAUAGGUUCAAACAGUGGUUCAACCUCGAGUGUUUCAAGCGGAGGUUUACCGUUUGUUGGUUCGGGUGGUGGGUCACCAUUAAUUGGUUUGAACAGUGGUUCAACCUCGAGUGUUUCAGGCGGAGGUUUACCGUUUGUUGGUUCGGGUGGUGGUUCGCCAUUAAUUGGUACAAGCAGUGGUUCAACCUCGAGUGUUUCAAGCGGAGGUUUACCGUUUGUUGGUUCGGGUGGUGGGUCACCAUUAAUUGGUUCGAACAGUGGUUCAACCUCGAGUGUUUCAGGCGGAGGUUUACCGUUUGUUGGUUCGGGUGGUGGUUCGCCAUUAACUGGUACAAGCAGUGGUAUGUCGUCGGGCGUUUCAAAUGGAGGUUCGCCAUUUGGUGUUGCAGCCGGUAGUUCACCGUUUGGUAGUUUGAACAGUGGUUUAUCAUCUAGUGUUUCAAGCGUUGGCUCGCCUUUUGGUGGUUCUAGUGUUAGCCAAAAUGCUGGAGGGCAUGAACCGAUUAGCUCUGCAACAGCAACAGUAGUAGGAAAUUUGUCUGGAUCACAACUAGCUGCGGGAGGAUCAGCUACUGCUACUGGCAUAGGUGGUAAUGGCGGGAGUCUGUCACAAACACAAUCUACUGGGCAAUCGCCAUUUACAGCAGGCUCAGGAGGUAGUUCAGCAGGGGUUCCUUCCUUUCUGAAUGGUUACGAAUUCGGGGAAUCUGUACAAACUGGUUCGGGUCCUAACGGCACCACAUUUGUUCCACAAUCUCAGAUAGAAGGUUCUAUCGGACAAUCAAACCCCGGCCAGGGAUCACAAAGCGGAAACGGAAAUUGGUCAGGUGGGCCGUUCAAUGCAGGUGGUGCAGGUCCUUUUGGUAACAACGGUGCUGGAUUUCAUUCGAGUACCUUUGCACAGGCUGUGACGGGCGGGUCAGGAGGCCAAGGACCAUUUUCCGUAGCUGCUGGGAACAAUAGCUCUGGUGCCGGACCAUUUUCUAGCCUCUCGGGGGGAAGUGGCACACCUUUUGGCUCCACAUCAGAAUCUGGUGGUGCUGGAAUUGGAAGUGGCGGCCCAGUAUUAAACGGUUUUGGUGGUGGCCAAACGAGUGGCGGUUCAAAUGGUGGUGGACCCUCUUUUGGAGGAUCAAUUGGAGGUCAAGCUUUCGGAGGAUCUAGCGGAGGUCCAGCCUUCGGUGGAUCUAGUGGAGAUCAAGCCUUCGGUGGAUCUGGUGGAGGUCCAGCUGUCGGUGGAUCUAGUGGAGGUCCAGCCUUCGGUGGAUCUAGCGGAGGUCAAGCCUUCAGUGGAUCUGGUGGAGGUCCAGCUGUCGGUGGAUCUAGUGGAGGUUCAUCUUUUGGCGGAUCUGGUGGAGGUCCACCUUUCGGCGGAUCUGGUGGAGGUUCAUCGGGUUUAGGAUCAGUAUUUGGAGGUCACAGUCUUAUGGGCGGAGGAUUUGGUGGACACGGAGGUAAUACACAACAAGGAUCGACAGACCCGGAAAACACAAUUGAUCAUAUUAUAAAGAACUGUCCGGAAACCAUGCACUGCAUGACUACGUGUCCUUUGGGGUAUUCUUUCGGUGACACAGAAAAGAACGGUUGCCCGGCUUGUUCAUGUUUGACCGGAUCUGGAGAAAUAAUGACAGGACUUCCUCAUCAAAGCAACACAGGAUCCGAUGAACAGAAGGACGAACUUACAGAACAAACUACAGACUUGCAACAAGUGGCAUCAACGAGGCUCAAACUACUACAUAAGAUUAUAUCUGUGACGUCAUGUCCCACACCAUUUACGUGCCCGGUCACGUGCUCAAUCGGGUACGCGAGAGGACCAAGUUAUUGUCCGAGAUGUGAAUGCGUGGACGAGAAAGAGCAUCCGCUAUCAAAAACGGAAAUCGUCUGCACAGGAACGUUUGCUUGUUCUAAAGGUUGUGACACUGGUUACAAGCGUGGAUAUGACGGUUGUCCUAUCUGUGACUGUGUCCACGAGGAGGAAUGCCAUGAGUGUGAAAAACCUCAUCCAACUCCAAAACCAGAUCAAGCUGCAGUUAUUGCGAUUCUACAAAAGUGUCCACAUACACAAGAAUGCAUGACGUCAUGUAAAAACGGAUACCACAUGGGCAGCGCAGGUGUUGACGGAUGUCCAGCGUGUUCAUGCGUCGAAAAAGAAACAUGCCAUGAGUGUACGGAGACUCACCAUACAGUAGAGGUCGUACAGCCUGUCCAGGUACAAACAUCGUCCACAGAACACUGUCACGAGUGUGAAACAGGCGGCCACCAGACACAAGUGGCUGUGGCAACACAAGGUGGAAGUGGUGGCACUGCUUUCGGCGGCACUUCCUCCGGUGGCCAUAUGUCUGGAGGAUCGGGUGGUCAUUCGUCUAGUGGAACCAACGGGGGAAAUUUCGGUUCAAUGAGUGGUGCUGGAGGCAUGUCUGCUGGGAUUGGUGUCGGUGCCGGCGGAAGUCAGUGUCACCCUCUUCCUCCGGACUGCCAUCCCUCCUGUAUAGUUUACGAUGUGGCACAUUGCCGACAAUGUCGUUGUCCAAUGCAUUGAUGCUAUUCCUGGCGCCUUGUUAUUGUACUUUGCCCCAAACAUUGCAUGUACAAUGUGUCUGUAGGAUUAAAUACAUUUCCUUUAUUCUUGUCACUUAUCACAUGUCUCUAAAAUAAAGUAUUCGA
This is a messenger RNA of Mizuhopecten yessoensis (Yesso scallop), 4374 nucleotides long. RefSeq lists its product as uncharacterized. Gene Ontology annotation, molecular function: serine-type endopeptidase inhibitor activity. The transcript has 18 exons. The coding region runs from base 32 to 4249 and encodes 1405 amino acids. The record is from RefSeq and is a predicted model, not a curated record. NCBI's taxonomy places the organism in Eukaryota, Metazoa, Mollusca, Bivalvia, Pectinida, Pectinidae.